Messenger RNA from Melanotaenia boesemani (Boeseman's rainbowfish), 706 nucleotides. RefSeq lists its product as uncharacterized. The record is from RefSeq and is a predicted model, not a curated record. The transcript is spliced from 2 exons. The coding region runs from base 5 to 706 and encodes 233 amino acids. NCBI's taxonomy places the organism in Eukaryota, Metazoa, Chordata, Actinopteri, Atheriniformes, Melanotaeniidae.
CAGAAUGGUCCGAGGGGUGUUUGGGGUGUUUUUGGACAUAACCCUGCUCUUUCUGAUGGCAUGCUCUGCAAGCGGCUUGUUGCUGAUGGAUCAGCGUAGAGAUGCAGAGGACGACCAAGGGCUCAACAAAGCUAUUCUGGAAAUGCUGCAUAUCAAUAAAGUGUCAGCAAGUCAUCAGGCCAAAGCGCAUCCUUACAUGAGGAGGAUUUAUCAGCAUCUGGACUCACUGGAGGCUCAAGACUUUGGAAGAUCAGAUGGGAUGCUGGUGCAAAGCUUUCGAAGUGUUGAUGCUCCACGUCCCGCCCCACAAGGAUGGAUCUGGUUUAACAUCAGCAGCCUGAACCCGUCUAUGCUGGGCGCAGAGCUGGUUCUGUUCAGGAAAACCCUCCACCCCCUUCCCCUCAGCGUGACCGUCACCCUGCACAGCGUCAUCGCGUCGCAGGAAAGUCUGAAAGAAAGUCCGGCCCUGGAGGAGAGACAGCUGACUCUGGAUCAGCGACCCUCGUCUGGGUACGACGUGUUCGACGUGUCCGGCGUUCUGGCUGCGAAGCCUCUGGAGGUGCUGGGCUUCCAGCUGCGCUAUACAGACGAGAGUGGGAGUCUGGUCCUGCACGAGGCUCUGACACAGAGUCUGUACUGCCUUGACAGGAGCUCUCUAAGUGACCCUCUACUGGUGUUUUACCAGGCUAAUCCUCUCCAGCUUUAA